Colletotrichum karsti is the source of this 1470-nucleotide messenger RNA. RefSeq names its product ribose-phosphate diphosphokinase. Gene Ontology annotation, cellular component: cytoplasm; ribose phosphate diphosphokinase complex. Bases 1 to 1470 code for a protein of 489 amino acids. The record is from RefSeq and is a predicted model, not a curated record. Gene Ontology annotation, molecular function: magnesium ion binding; ribose phosphate diphosphokinase activity. NCBI's taxonomy places the organism in Eukaryota, Fungi, Ascomycota, Sordariomycetes, Glomerellales, Glomerellaceae. The transcript is spliced from 3 exons. Gene Ontology annotation, biological process: purine nucleotide biosynthetic process; ribonucleoside monophosphate biosynthetic process; 5-phosphoribose 1-diphosphate biosynthetic process.
AUGCGCGGCACUCUCAUCUUCGCGGGCUCUUCAUGCCCAGCCCUCACUUCUCAAAUAUGUGGGAACUUGGGCAUGACUCCCGCUGACGCGGAGCUUACCCAAUUUUCAAAUGGCGAGACGAGCGUGCGAAUCUUGACUAGCGUCCGAGAGAAGGAUGUCUUCGUCGUGCAAUCCGGAAGCCCCAACGUCAACGACACCAUCAUGGAGUUGUUGAUCAUGAUCUCGGCCUGCAAGGGCGGCUCCUCGAACAAGAUCACUGCUGUUCUGCCGUACUUCCCCUACAGCCGGCAGUCGAAGAAGAAGUCCCACCGCGGCGCAAUCACCGCGAGGAUGCUUGCAAACCUCCUCGCUGUUGCUGGCGUUAAGCACGUUAUCACCGUGGACCUCCACGCUUCCCAGAUGCAGGGCUUCUUCAAGUGCCCCGUCGACAACCUCCACGCCGAGCCCUUGAUCGCGAGAUGGAUUCGUCACAACGUUCCCAAUUGGAAGGAGGCUAUUGUCGUGUCCAAGAAUGCCGGCGGUACCAAGCGUGUGACAUCGCUUGCGGACGCGCUGAAGCUGAACUUUGGCAUGGUUACUACCGAGAAGAAGCGUGGUAUCAACAUGACCUCGAGCAUGAUCAUGCAUCAUCUCGACGGUAUCGACCGCGAGCCGGUUUUGGAGAGCAGCCGCACCGCCCCGGCUCCUAGACCUUCUACGCCCCCUCCCAAUGGCCGUGCUGGUAGAAUCAGGACCAAUGCUCAGGGAUCUCCUCAGCACACUGAUCCCCCGCGCUCCCAUCCUCGCACGAUGGAUGAGCGGCCUACAACACCCACCCAGACCAAGCCCCAUGAGGGACCUGUCGAUGACGAGGAAGGCGACACGGAGUAUGAUGACCGUCGCGCCCACGAGGUCACUCACGGUCGAUUGGUCCAAGGUCACAUUGUGGACGACGACUAUCCAUCGCCGGCUACUUCGACCGCGGGCGGCAGUGUCCGCGACGACGACCCCAUGACUGCCUCUCAGGCAUCUUCCUUCUUCGCUCCCCAGCCACAUGCUCUAGGCGGCUCCGGCGACGCUGUUCCCGAGUCGGACGAAGAGGACGAGGUUCUCAAGGACCCCAAGGUCGAGCACAUGAUCACGCUGGUCGGCGACGUUAAGAACAGAACUGUCUUCAUCGUGGAUGACAUGAUCGACAAGCCUGGUUCAUGGAUCGCCGCGGCUGAGACUGUGGUCAAGAAGGGUCGCGCCAAGAAGGUCUACUGCAUGGCUACCCACGGUGUCUUCGGCGGCGACUGUCUCGAGCAGAUGCAGAAAUGCGAGUGCAUUGACACCAUCCUCGUGACCAACAGCUUCCCGAUUCCCGAGGACCAGGCGAAGCGCACCCCCAAGCUCGUCGUUCUGGACCUCUCCUUCCUCCUCGCCGAAGCUAUUCGCCGUAACCACUACGGCGAGUCGAUCUCUCCCCUGUACCAGCACAUCCUGGACUGA